Exophiala bonariae is the source of this 1047-nucleotide messenger RNA. RefSeq lists its product as uncharacterized. NCBI's taxonomy places the organism in Eukaryota, Fungi, Ascomycota, Eurotiomycetes, Chaetothyriales, Herpotrichiellaceae. The transcript has a single exon. The record is from RefSeq and is a predicted model, not a curated record. Bases 1 to 1047 code for a protein of 348 amino acids.
AUGGCCGCCCAAGUAUUACCAUCACCAUCCUCGCAAUUCCCACCACCUCAGAUGUCUUAUGGAGAUGAUAUGUUGACGGCUUUCCCCAGUAGGUGGGAUUCUACCAGCUUCCUUUCCACCACUGACUUUCCAUCAGACCUCGAAGACAUGUCUACCGUCCACGCUUCAUACCAUCAGGAUCCUCUACACCAACAGUUACUCAUGGUUUCCCCACAGACCGUCACUUCAGAGAUGGCAUAUCGACGUCGCUCAUCCCACUCUCCCCAGGCGGUACUUGGCAUGGUGCCGUCUCGGGAUCGAACGCCAAUUAGACAUAGUCGGCCAAGUGUGUCACGGAAUCGCAGCCACAGCAGGGGCGACAUGUUGUUGGCGUACGCGGGGGAUCCCAGUCAACUUCAACCGUCGCAGGCUCUUCCCUCCAUGGCAGCGGUGACGUCCCAUCCAGAAGCGUCUAUGCCACACAUGUACAAUAUGCACCAGUACGGGAUAUCGCCCUCCAUGGCGGGAUACCCUCUUCAAAGUGGUUACUUUCCUGGCUCGGUGCCACCGCACACAGGACAACACCCAGGAGACUACCCAAUGGGCCACAAUCAACAGGACAUGCAAGCCUACUACGGCGUGGGGAGGACGUCUCCCCAUGGAUCGGCCAUGAGUCUAUCGGCGCCCGACUCGCCUAGUUCGCUCUACGUUUCAGGACAGGCGUCGCCCAACCAACAGGCAUUGCCGUCAAUAGGGAUGGCGAUGCACCAUUUUCCGCCUGUGCCAUUGACACUCGAGUCGUCCCCGGCCGAGAUCGAGAUCAUGCCGUCGAGACCGAAGCCUCAAUGCUGGGACCACGGUUGCAACGGCCGACAGUUUUCCACUUUCAGCAAUCUCCUCCGACACCAAAGGGAGAAGAGCGGCAGCGCGAUGAAGGCUACUUGUCCACACUGUGGCACCGAGUUUACGAGAACGACGGCGAGGAACGGUCACAUGUCCGGCGGCAAGUGUAAAGGCCGGGCACAUGCUGAGGCCUCGAAUCGGGCAGCCGAAGAGGAAGAAGACUAG